Aspergillus versicolor CBS 583.65 is the source of this 1194-nucleotide messenger RNA. RefSeq names its product FAD-dependent oxidoreductase. The record is from RefSeq and is a predicted model, not a curated record. The coding region runs from base 1 to 1194 and encodes 397 amino acids. Gene Ontology annotation, molecular function: FAD binding. NCBI's taxonomy places the organism in Eukaryota, Fungi, Ascomycota, Eurotiomycetes, Eurotiales, Aspergillaceae. The transcript is spliced from 3 exons.
AUGGCGAUUGCGCACUCAACAGACAAAAUCAUUAUCAUCGGUGCUGGUCCUGGUGGGCUGGUCCUUGCCCACUGUCUACGAAAACAUGGCAUUCCAUACGAGAUCUUCGAGCGCGAGAAAGCCAGUCAACCGAGAAAGCAGGGAUGGGCGGUUGCAUUAAUUGAAUCGCUUCCUGACCUAGAGGCAUCCCUCCCAGCAGAGGUCUUCCAGCGACUUCCCACCGCCAGUGUCAAUCGCAACAUGGACAGCAACGACAUAUUCAGCAUUAUUGAUGGAAAGACAGGAAAUGUGACUGCUGCGGUCGGAGGUGAGGACUACCCCAGUUCUCGCUGCUUGCUGCGCGUCAACCGUCAAGCCUUCCGCCAGGUGCUAUGCGAGGGCAUCAAAGUCCAGAACGACAAAGAGCUCGACUAUUACGAAGAGUUUGAAGAUGGCGUUCUUGUACAUUUCAAAGACGGCACUUCAACCACUGGCUCUCUUCUCGUUGGUGCUGAUGGCGCUCACAGCGCCGUUCGGAAACAGCUCUACAAAUCCGCAAAACUCUCGCAAAGCAGCUUCUUCCCCCUCGCAGCAGAAAUCCGUCUAAGCAAAGAGCAAUACGAACCUCUGCACAAAAUCGGCUCUGCGGGACUCUUCUCCUACGGGAAGAACCUCCGCUACCUCAUCGGCCUGCUCAGCGUCUCCGAAGACCGCUCUUCAGCUCUCUACUACUGGGCCUGCUGUAUCCGCAGCGACACUCCCGAGAAGGAAUGGGAGUGGGUGCGCAACGCUACCAGCGAACAGCUCCACGAGCGCUGCGCCAACGAGACGAGGGACUUCGCGCCUUAUCUCACGGAUAUCAUCCGUCUGACCAAGCCUGAGACUAUGGUGCAGCCCCCAGUGCGGUUUUUUGAGUUUACGCUUCCCGAGGAGCCGUCGGGGUCGGAGAGGGUUACGUUGUUGGGUGAUGCGGCUCAUGUUAUGGUUCCGUUUUACCUUGCUGGGGCGAAUACCGCUGUGCGGGAUGCUUGUGAUCUGGCGCGGUGUAUUGUUGGGAAUCCUGGGGAUUCGAGUAGUUUGAUUCGUGAGUAUGAGGAUCGGAUGCUUACCAGGGGGCGGCAGAUGGUGUUGCGUAGUCGCAAGGCUGGUCAGGAUCCGACGCUGGAUAAUAUUGUGGUUAGGGCUAAUGAGGAGGGGUCGGGGAUUCUUUGGUAG